AUGGCGACGCGCGCGGCCUUCGCUCCCUCGGCCGGGCGCGUCAGACCCAAGCCACGACGCGUCCCGACCCGCGCCGCGUCCGACCGGGCCGACGGCGGCGGCGGCGGCGCGCCGCGGGUCGAGCCCUCGUUCCAGCGGUCGGUGCCGCCCGGCGACGCGCGCGAGAGGGACGUGUGCACCACAUGCGGGUUCGUGGACUACAGGAACCCGAAGGUCGUGGUCGGCUCCGUGGCGGUGUGGGUGGACCCGGGGUCUCCCAAGGGCUUCCCCCCAACGGAGAAAAUUCUCCUGUGCAAAAGGGGCAUCGAACCCCGCAUCGGCAAGUGGGGCCUCCCCCAGGGCUUCAUGGAGCUCGGCGAGACGUCCAGGGAGGGCGCGGCGCGGGAAGCGUUCGAAGAAUCCGGCGCGUCGAUAACUCCCGGCGUCCUCCUCUCCGUGUACAACCUCCCGGGGCAGGUGCAGCUCCUGUACGUGGCGACGAUCGCCGGCGGGACGAUGGACGACGCCACGGGCGAGCACGUGCCGCCCGCGUUGACCACGGACGGGACGGAAUCCCUCGACGCUGGGUACUUCACGUACGAAGAGAUCGAACGAAUGGACGACGACGAUUUCGCGUUUCCGACGGUGCGGUGGGCCAUCGACUACUGGCGCGCCAACUACUCCUGGGUCGCCGGGUUCACGUACACCGGACGGGUGGUGCAGCCGCAGCAGCGGGUGAAGCGGUGGCCGCCGGUCGAGGGCGAGCCCGGGUUCGUCGACGAGGUGGACUACACGUACUGA
Molecule: messenger RNA, 780 nt
Organism: Micromonas commoda
Lineage: Eukaryota; Viridiplantae; Chlorophyta; Mamiellophyceae; Mamiellales; Mamiellaceae
Exons: 2
Coding region: 1-780 (259 amino acids)
Molecular function (GO): hydrolase activity
Source: RefSeq, a predicted model, not a curated record